UCACAGAGCGACACUCCCUUUUCCCCCAGCAGAGGCAGAAAGAUGGCGCCCACACACGUACUGAGAUGCUGUCAGCGGGGUUUAGCGUGGAUACCUGUGAUUUUCAUCGCCCUGGUCGUCUGCUGGUCGUAUUACGCCUACGUGGUGGAGCUCUGCGUGUUGACCAUCCCCAGUAUAGGAGAGAAGAUUGUCUACCUGAUCUUCUUCCACAUCUCUUUCAUCCUGUUUGUAUGGUCUUACUGUAAGACCAUAUUCACCCAGCCUGCCAACCCCUCCAAAGAGUUCUGCCUGCCCAAAGCUGAGAAGGAGCGUUACGAGAAGGAGGGGAGGCCAGAGUCCCAGCAGGAGAUCCUGUGGAGAGCCGCCACCAGCCUGCCUCUGUACACGCGCACAGGCGCCGGAGCGAUCCGCUACUGUGACCGCUGUCAAGUGAUCAAGCCCGACCGAUGUCACCACUGCUCCGCGUGCGACAUGUGUGUGCUGAAGAUGGACCACCAUUGUCCCUGGGUGAACAACUGCGUCGGAUUCUCCAACUACAAGUUCUUCAUCCUCUUCCUGGCUUACUCGCUGGUGUACUGCUUGUUCAUCGCGGCCACCGUGCUGCAGUAUUUCAUCAAGUUCUGGACACUUUGCCGGAGGAAAUCGGCAGAGAACUGCCCAAAGAAUGAGCUGCCAGACUCUCACGCCAAAUUCCAUGUCUUGUUUCUCUUUUUUGUGGCGGCCAUGUUCUGCAUCAGUAUUCUGUCCCUCUUCAGCUACCACCUGUGGCUGGUGGGGAAGAACAGGUCCACAAUAGAGGCGUUCAGAGCACCAGUCUUUAGAUCAGGCUCCGAUAAGAAUGGCUUCUCUCUCGGUUUCCGGAAGAAUAUGGCUCAGGUCUUCGGUGACCAGAAGAAGUACUGGCUGCUGCCCGUCUUCACCAGUCAGGGGGACGGUCUGACGUUCCCAGCACGGCUGGUCAACGCGGCGGAUGUGGAGCAGGCCGCAGUGACCCUGCAGCCGGAGCCUAGUAAAAGUGCUGAUGAGAUCCCUGUGAGCCCCGUCACCGAGGCCCAGAACCGCCUCCUGAGCAACGACCAGCACGCCAACAACAUCGGAGACCAUCAGGCCAAUCACAUCCUUAAACCAGCUGAAAGUGAAACCAUCACAAUCUCCAUGGAGGCCGGGUCCUAACCAGGUGAACGAGGAACUCCUCAGUCAUCGGCUGUGAUGCCUUAAGCAACGCAACGGUUAAGUUUGCUACCAUGGCAACGGUCUGGCAGCGCAACCCCCAUCCCCACGGACCCCUUCGCAGCGACAACGGAAAUGCAUUUUUGUUUUCGGCCAUCGCAUUAAUGCGUCAAUGUCAACGGCAUUUUCGCAUGCAGCGUUGUGAGUCUCACACCAACCGCCAUCGGACCCUCUCACACUACAACGCACAAAUAAAUACACGCACACAUUCUAAUACCCGUAUUUUUCAACGGUACACAUUAUUCUUUGUUAUAUUUACUUUUUCUUUUGUGGAGCAUUUAUUGAUGAUGAGAACAUUCAAGAAUCCCAGUAGGAAUUUGGGGUUACUUUUGGUGGUACCAAAUGAUGCAGAAAGCUUCCUUGGUGCAUCAGGACUCAUUUUAUCAGCUCAAAGCUGCAGUGAAGAGUGUGCGACAAGCUGGAGCGGCGUGUUGGUUCUCCCUUGCAGUUUUUUCAUUUUACCCGCGUGCCAGUUUCUUUACUUUUGUAUUCAUAAUGUUUGAGGGCAUCUGUGGUGGGCAACUUUUUCAGAUGGAUGUUUCCCAUCAAAACCUGGGCUAUCUCACAGGGCACUCGUCUGCAUGAUUCAGUGGACUGAACCAAUGCAUAACAGGAAGGUUUGUAGCUGGGUUUUGGAUAGUGGAUCAUCACAGCACAAGGUGGUGCAUUUGCACUUUCUAGACUAUCAACGUCCAUCAAAUAACGUGCUGCUUUAUUUGAAUAAUAGCAUCCAAAAAGCAUCCCGUGUGUACCGGAUGUUGGAUGAUCAUGUAACUCAUGGCAUAUCGUUGGUGAGAAUGUGUGGUACAGUUGAAGUGCUUUUAAAAAAGAAAUAACGCCAACUAGAGGAAUCUGUGUGAAAUGUUUUUUGUGUGGCCAACUUGUGUUAAAUCGUUCCGUUUAAAAAUGACCUAGAAGAUGCAUUACAAAGUGCAAUAUGCAGCGUCCUUCGCUACCUUUUUUGCUUUCACACUCUGAGUUCUUCAUAUCGCCGAACAGUGAUUCUCAGCAAUGUCUCCGGCCUGUUUUUGUACAGCUCACUCUUUCAGCCUUUUACUAAGACACCAACUCUCAUUGCCAAAUAAGGGCUGAACUGUCGGGACCUCUGACCUCUGAAACUGAAGUGUUUACAACAUCCUAGCUUUAUUUCAAACUCACUGGUCAAUGUUGUCAUAACCAAAUUCUCAAGGUCGUGGCGGCGCAAUAUUUUCUACAAGGUUUGUCUGUCCAUGAUGUCCUCGCAAUACUAGUGCUGGCCGGCAGGUGGCGACAUCGCGCCUGUUAUCCUCCUCCGGAUGGACGAACUCAUCAACAUGUCGCUCUAGGCCCUAUUCAUUUGUGGUCUGAUUUACAGAUGAAGAUUUCUUCAGGAUUAAAUAUUUGAUUUAGAUUAUUUUUGAAGUGUUGAAUAUGCAUUAUGUUCCUGUAACAAUUCCCCCGGAUGUGUUUUGUAAUGGCAAGUUGGGUGUGGACUACGGCUUCUCCUCACCUCGUGUACGCAGUGUGUCCUCGGGAGUCAGAUCCGCGUUGUGACCUUGAACUGUUCAAGGAGGAAGAAAUCUGAAUCGUAUUAAAUUACUGCACAUGAUAAUAUCUGUGUAAAAAAACAAUGGAUCAUUUUGUCAGUGUAACCAAAAAACAAAGGAUUUAGUUGCAUCCUUUCUCAAAUGAUUUAGGGGGGUUCUAUUUGCAUUGGAAGGAUGCCCAGAAAAUUCCUGACAACUGAACAUGAUCCCUGACUGUUGCUGGAAGGAGCCUCCUACCAACUACAUCCCCCCCAAUGGGUGGUGUUCAAGUUUACAAUAGUGUCUAUGGUGUAGUGAGUUGAUGGUGUCGUACAGUAAUCAUUGUCUCAGUGUUUCUGAAUGUACCAGAGAUGGGACAGUGUUUGUUCAAAUGACGGAAAAUGAAAAUCAGUCUAUUAAUAAUAAUAACUCUUUGCCAAACAGUGAUUGGUGGAUAAGUGUUAACUAAAUGUAAGAAUCGUGCUGAUGUGGGGGUGGGGGGGGCUAAAUAUGAGGAUUACACUGUGGUUCAACCUCAGAGUUCAUGAUUCAAGCCAAGGUUAUGUUCCAAUCAUGUCGAUCUUUUCUAACCCUCACUGAACAUUUACUUGUAGAAAAAGAUGUUUUGCAUCCUGGGUAAAGACUCGUUCAGUCUUCUUAAACCCACUGAUCCUGGAACACUGUCCCGUUUUACCAAAUGCCUCGAGCGGUUUGGCCUUCAGACUGAAGUGUGUGUUUUGUAGUGCUUAAUUGAGUGUUAUUUUGUAAUAUUGUUGUCUCGGAAGGAAUGUUUCUGUGCAGCCGUGAGAUUUUUACACGUCAGUGUACAUAAAUAACGUUGGCCUAUUGCUGGAAAGCAUGGCGCCUAAAAUGUACGUAAAAAUGUAUUUUACCAUUAUUAUGGGGGUUAUGGUGUUUUAAAAGCUUUUUUUUUCAAUUAAUGCUAGAUGCAUCAUGAUUUAAACAAGCUUCACUCUGGUUUGUCUCAAUUUUAUAAAAGCCAUAAAAACAGCUGUGAAAAGGAUUUUUUUGUUUUAUAAAUAACCAUUUUACAUCUGUAUUCAGUGUGGAUGUAGCUUAUAACUUGCUUCGCUUUUUGUUUUUUGUUACAAUAUCAUAUUUUACAGUAUGUGUGUGUGUAUAUAUAUAUAUAUAUUGAUAAUGUAAGAAAAACGACAUAUAUAUUUUUCUUGUCUGAUUAAUUUUACUGUUCCUACUUUGUCAAUGAAGUAAAUGCCUCUACACAACGAGAAAAUAACAAUAAAUGGGUUUUUUAAACCUCCCAGAUUUCUUU
Pungitius pungitius (ninespine stickleback) is the source of this 4029-nucleotide messenger RNA. Its product is annotated as palmitoyltransferase ZDHHC20-B-like. NCBI's taxonomy places the organism in Eukaryota, Metazoa, Chordata, Actinopteri, Perciformes, Gasterosteidae. Gene Ontology annotation, molecular function: palmitoyltransferase activity. Bases 43 to 1173 code for a protein of 376 amino acids. The transcript has 14 exons. The record is from RefSeq and is a predicted model, not a curated record.